Molecule: messenger RNA, 1756 nt
Organism: Styela clava
Lineage: Eukaryota; Metazoa; Chordata; Ascidiacea; Stolidobranchia; Styelidae
Product: heparan sulfate glucosamine 3-O-sulfotransferase 6-like
Molecular function (GO): [heparan sulfate]-glucosamine 3-sulfotransferase activity
Source: RefSeq, a predicted model, not a curated record
AUGAAAAAAGGAUAUAUACUGAAGCUCGGACUUGCUUUCUUGUUGGCAAUUUUCAUUUUUCUAAAUUGCAGAAAAUUGGAUAUAUCUACCCCAAACUACCAUGGAUUACUAGGACAGGCUGAAGAAAAUCAUGAAAUUAGAAAAAGAGAAUGGGUCGAAGCCCUGAAUAAAACAAUGCAGAGUGUUGGCAAUAGAAAGCACCGUUUUCCCGAUGUUAUUGGAAUCGGUGUACAGAAGUGCGGAACUGCCGCAGUUAAUCUGUUUUUGAAUCUACAUCCACAUAUACGCGCACUCCAAGGUGAAGGGCAGUUUUUUGCAAAAGACUUAGAAAAGAUGGGAUUGAACUACUACAAGAACAUGCUUCCCGCUGCAGCCGAUCAUGAGAUAGUAAUGGAAAAAUCACCAUCGUAUUUCUGGAGGUACGGCAUAGCGAAAAAAAUGCAUAAAAUUAUGCCGGAUUUGAAGAUAAUUGUGAUACUAUGCAAUCCAAUUCAACGAGCUCUCUCAAGUUUUGCUAUGGAGCAAACUUAUAAAAGAAUGACUCCGACCACGUUUGAUGCGUUUGUCGAAGGCCAGUUAGUUAGACCAACAGACAACAAACACAAUUUGGAGCGAUUGAAUAGUAAUAAUAAUGAGUGGAAAAAACUUAUUGAUGAUGGAAAAUAUUUGAGGCCGAUAAAAAAAUGGUUGGAAGAAUUUCGAGGUUCUAUGUACAUAAUCAAUGGAGAUGAAUUUAUAAACGACCCUGCCACAGUGAUAGAAGAUUUGCAAGAUUUUUUUAAAAUUCCAAAACUCAUACGCCGUGAAGAUUUUAUUCGUAGCAAAGUUACUGGAAUGUUCUGUGUUAAUCGUUGGUGGAGAAAAGAAAUUUCAAUAAAUCAAACUUUAUUUAAAUCAAAUUCAACAGUUUAUUGUUUAAAGUCAAACAAAGGAAGGACGCGCUCAAAAGCGGCUUUGCCUGAAUUUACUAUGUCCAAUUAUACUAGAAAUUUACUUACAAACUAUUUUCAACCUCACAACAAAAAGCUAUAUAAUUUGUUAGGAAGGAGAUUGAAUUGGUGACUAUACUUCGUAUAAAACCAAAACUUUCAUCAAAAAACAUUUUCUACAAACGACUAAUGACGAGGUUUCGAGACUCCAUGCACUACCAAGGUAAAUCACGUGCCUUAUCGAAUUAAAAAUAGUAUUAUAAGUAUGUCAGGUAUAUUAUUUGUCUUCUAGCAGUACUGCAAAUUUGGAGAAUUUUACUAAAGAUGGAUGCCAAAUGACAAUUUUUUUCAAAUUUCAAGGCCAUUUCGACUUUGAUAUUUUAGUGUAUAACUCGACUGUUACUGUGAAUGAGACGGAAUGAAAUUACAACACAUUACAUGGACUAUGGUUUUGCAUGGAACGUUUUUAAAUCCAAAUGAAAUCUGUGACUCUGGCUCUGCUAGCCGCUGACAAAACAAAUACUAUCUAACUAAAAUGCUAAAUAAAUGCUUGGCUAUACUGCCGAAUCAUAUGUGAAGGAUAGUUUCAAGAAGUAUGAGUAGUCGAAGGAACGGGAGAUUUUUAAUGAGUUUCCAUGGUGAAGUCAGGAUAAUAUACACUACAUGUCCUACAAAUUUGAUAUUUAAAUUUAAUUUUUGUACAUUUGCUCAUUUUGAUUGAUCAAAAUUUACCAGACCCGUAGUAAAUUUUGGCAUUAUUCAAUUUUCACUAUUGUGAAGAAAAUUGUAUAUUUUUAACGUGCCAAUAUAUGUUAAUAAAUGCAACA